Pelagomonas calceolata is the source of this 843-nucleotide messenger RNA. The record is from the annotation of a GenBank genome assembly. NCBI's taxonomy places the organism in Eukaryota, Pelagophyceae, Pelagomonadales, Pelagomonadaceae.
CUCCUCCUUGGCGGUCGUCGACCCCUGUGCGUCCUUAAUCUCAUCCACCUGCACGUCUCUGCACGAGACAACCGCUGUGAGCUCGCCUCGUGUCCACAUCUAGCUGGACCUCGAAGCUCGCGCAUUGCGGUGCCUCGCGUCGUGCCAAAUUGCCACAGGCAACUUGUGAGGCAAGUCGCAGUUGCAGAAAUGGCCGCAGUCGGCCGCUCCAUCUCCAACAUCGCCGCCGCGGCUUCAAGAGCAGCGACGAAGCUCGUGAACGGCGAGUCCGUCGCGUGCGCCGUCGCGAGGCGCGGCGAGCUCGCGGGCGACCGCCUGGCCAAGGCGACGAUCGGCCCGCGGGCGACGUUGGAUGCUGCGGCGAUGGCGCGCAUGGAAAAGGCCGGCGCGCUCGUGGUCCACGGGGACGAGGGCUUCGCGGGUCUAGUGACGGACCGAGGCGUCGUGACCUACCUGAGCCACGGCACGCGGAAACCAAAAAAACAGCAGGACCCGGCCCUCAUGCGCGCCCGCGGCCUGACGGGCGCCGACGUGCUCAAGACGGGCAUCCGCGUCUGCGACGUCAUGAAGACGAACGUGCCGGUCGUGACCCGUGAAUGCGCGGCGAACGACGCGUUGCUGCUGAUGCGCGCGCACGGGCUGUCCGUCCUGCCGCUCAUCGACGACGCGUCGGGCGAGCUCGAGGGCCUCGUGGCGCUCGACGACCUGCUGCCCGAGGCGCCUUCUGUGAGAAAGGCGGGGAGGCUGCGCACGAAGUGGACCUUCACCUGAAUCGCACCAUCACCCUGUGUUGUCUGCACACAAUUUGUCUGAACAUACCUACCCUAAGAUUCCCCUUGUUUU